This is a messenger RNA of Cyprinus carpio (common carp), 4343 nucleotides long. Its product is annotated as integrator complex subunit 6. Gene Ontology annotation, biological process: snRNA 3'-end processing. The record is from RefSeq and is a predicted model, not a curated record. Gene Ontology annotation, cellular component: integrator complex. NCBI's taxonomy places the organism in Eukaryota, Metazoa, Chordata, Actinopteri, Cypriniformes, Cyprinidae.
AGCCCGCGAGCAGACCUCAGAGUGAGGAGAAUCAUGGACGUAAACUGAGCCGAAAGUUACCAUGAUAAAAGUUAGGCAUUUCUUUCAAAUUACAGCAACAACACCCGUUUCCCUUGUAAAUCAACAACCUUUCCCCCCCAGGGUCUGAGGUUUGCUUAAGUUUACAAGGCAUCGCUCUUUCAACACUAACUACAGUUACACUCUGACAGAAAGAAUGCGCGAGUCAGUUAGCAUUAGCCGGCUAGCAGCGUGCUGACAGCAGCGACAGGAGGCGAACAAAAGAUUGCUCUGCAUUUGUCCGCUUGCACUGACAUUCGGUCCAUGUAGAAGGGGCGAUUAUCAACACAAUGCCCGUGUUACUUUUCCUGAUAGACACGUCCGCCUCCAUGAACCAGCGCUCCCAUCUGGGCACUAGCUAUCUGGACAUAGCGAAGGGCGCAGUUGAGACUUUCCUGAAGCUGAGGAGCAGAGAUCCGGCCAGCAGGGGAGACAGAUACAUGUUAGUGAGUUUCGAGGAAGCACCGGCUGGAAUUAAGGCUGGAUGGAAGGAAAGUCACGCCACUUUUAUGACUGAGCUGAGGAACCUGCAAGCAGUUGGAUUGACAUCGAUCGGCCAGUCUUUACGGACUGCUUUUGAUUUGCUCAAUCUCAAUAGAUUAGUUUCGGGGAUAGACAACUAUGGACAGGGUAGGAACCCUUUUUUCUUGGAGCCUGCUAUCAUUGUGGCCAUAACUGAUGGCAGCAAGCUGACCAGCAGUUCUGGUGUACAAGAUGAGUUACAUUUGCCCCUGACAACACCGUUGCCUGGCAGUGAGCUGACCAAAGAGCCUUUCCGAUGGGACCAGCGACUCUUCUCCUUAGUGCUUCGCAUUCCAGGCCACACCUCUCCUGACCCCGAACCAAUAGGUGGAGUUCCACUUGACCCAUCCCCUAUUACGCCCAUGUGUGAGGUCACUGGGGGCCGUUCAUACAGCGUAUUUUCCCAGAGAAUGCUGAACCAGUGUCUGGAGUCUCUGGUGCAAAAAAUCCAGAGUGGUGUGGUCAUUAAUUUUGAGAAGACUGGACCUGAUCCUCCACCUACUGAAGAUAGCCAAAUAGAAAUGAAGUAUGGACCUCAAUCAUGGCACAGCUGUCAUAAGAUGAUCUAUGUCAGACCCAACCCUAAAACGGGUGUUCCUGUUGGUCAUUGGCCUAUUCCGGAGUCGUUUUGGCCUGACCAGAACUCUCCUACUUUGCCUCCGCGUGCAGCUCACCCGCAGGUGAAGUUUUCAUGUGUUGAUUCAGAGCCCAUGGUGGUGGAUAAAGUGCCCUUUGACAAGUAUGAGCUAGAGCCUUCUCCGCUCACUCAGUACAUACUGGAGAGGAAAUCACCGCACUCCUGCUGGCAGGUUUUUGUGUGUAACAGUGCUAAAUACGGAGAACUCGGGCAGCCGUUUGGUUAUCUGAAGGCCAGCACAGCUCUUAACUGUGUCAACCUGUUUGUCAUGCCCUAUAACUACCCUGUGGUGCUGCCUUUGCUUGAUGACUUGAUUACUGUGCAUAAGUUCAAGCCUCCAGCAAAGUGGCGACAAUCUUUCGAGAACUAUCUUAAAACAGUCCCGCCCUACUAUAUCACUGCCCUGCGGAAAGCACUAAGAAUGAUGGGAGCUCCAAACCUGUUGGCUGACAACAUGGAGUACGGUCUGAGCUAUAGUGUUGUGUCUUAUCUCAAAAAGCUCAGUCAGCAGGCAAAGAUCGAGGCAGACAGAGUUUGUGCAUCAGUAGGAAAAAAGGCGGCACUAGAAGGUGGGAUUAAACUUCGCUGCAGAAGCUCCGCCCUCUCUCUGGCACACAGGAAGGAUUUCACACAGCUGUUGCACAGUAUCAUGGGAGAUGGGCCGGCUCUGCCAAUGGAGGCAAACACCAAGGAGUUUGCUGGCUUUCAACUAGCUGCUCUGAAUAAAGCAUUAAAACCGCAAGGACUGCGGAACCCCUAUGAUAUCCCAAGAUCUCAUCUGCUAGACCAGCUGAGCCGCAUGAGGCGGAACCUUCUGCACGCCAGCAUCUGUAUUCUGAAAGGUCAAGAUCAAGAUCAGCUGCACAGUGUUCCUAUAGCUCAGAUGGGCAACUAUCAGGAUUUCUUGAAGCAUUGCCCGUCCCCUCUGAGAGAAGCAGACCCCGAUCAGCCUAAGCGUUUGCACACCUUUGGUAACCCCUUCAAAUUGGACAAGAAGGCCAUGAUGGUAGAUGAGGCAGAUGAAUUCGUUACUGGCACUCAAGGCAAAGGCAAACGUCCUGGAGAAUCAAGCAGUCCUGCUGGGGGCGGGGCCCCCAAACGCAGACGCUGUAUGUCUCCUCUGCUUCGGCUGGGACGGGCAUAUACACCUCCCAAAACACCACCUAGAACUCCAGAUAAUGAUGACACAGAAUUAAGCAAUCACAUCAACAACCAUCUCGAGUCAAACCGCAACUCGGACAAGGAGCCGAGUCCUGCACCCGAGUCUGAACUGAUCGAGCAGAGUGACCUCCUUCAGCUGGAUGAGGUCGAGAACCAGGAAAACCGAGUGCAGGAGAACGGCCAGUCCAGUGAUAGUGAGUUUUCUCUGGGCAGUGAGGGUGAAGAGGAGGCCCCAUGCCGCUACCCUUCCCCCUGCCAACUGAAGAAGAUCAGGAACCAAGAGAGCCAGGAACUGAACUCUGAACUCAGAGUACUCAUCACCAAGGAGAUCAGGAAGCCAGGCAGACGUUAUGAGAAAAUCUUCUACCUCCUCAAGCAAAUCCAAGGCAGUUUGGAAACGCGUCUGAUCUUUCUGCAGAGCAUAAUCAAAGAGGCUGCCAGGUUUAAGAAAAGGGUCUUGAUUGAGCAGCUGGAGAACUUCUUAGAGGAGAUUCACUUAAGAGCCAACAGCAUGAAUCAUCUGGACGGUCUCUGAGCACUCCAUCUGUCCUACUUGAAGGACUCGCGCACAUAUCUGCACUAUUUAUGUAAAGUUAUUUUGGACUUGUGUGUCUCCAGUCUUUAUCAGUAUUGAAGCUGAUGUUAUCAAUGAGGACUUGAUGGGUUGUCGCUAAACCUCAGGAUUGGGAAAAAUGGGAAAAGUUGGUCAUACACGCGCACUUCUAUUUUUUUUGUUGGUUUUAGGGCAUUUUCUUUUCCCAUUUAAAUGUGCCAAAGAGAACUGGUUGGCAUUGGCUUCCUCUUUCUGUUUUUGUACACACACACCCCCCCCCCCACCCCACCGGAACAUUUUGACACGUGGCAGUGGUCACCAAUAUAAAGGUUUUCCUUUCAUUUCAGUCGGGAAUUGCACCUCUGCAAACUCACUGCUGCAUUCAGUCUCAUCAGACAAGACAGACGAUUUACUGGAAAUCACAUUUGUUUGGUUGGCUCUCUUAAUAAAGCAACUAAAUCAGCAAUAUUCUACACCAAUAAAAAGGCGAGUUACCAAGCAAUUCUUCAAAGUUGGAGGUUUGAGUGACUUUGAGGUUUUAUAAUUAAAUGUAGACUUGCACACUCCAAAAGUCAUUUGUUUGUUAAAUAACUCCGCUCAGGAAUGAUGUUGCAGAAGAUUUAGCAUUUGGCAGCAGAUGAACAUCAAUGAAUAUUCUUAAAAAGCUCUUUCUCCUUUCACAAACGUGUAGUUUUUUUUUUUUUUUAAUCUUUAAAAACCAAGUUGCCACUUAGACUUAUUUUUAAACCACACAGCAUUAUUAAGCAUGGCUUCAAGCAACUGUUUUGCCUUUAGCAAAAGACCUUCUGUAGCAUGCCAUGUGGUUUUCAGACCACAGAAUCAUGAUAAACUUCUGUGAAAAAUAAGGACUUCUCUGAACUUUUGCUCUCUUGACUAAAAAUUGCUAAUAACAGUUCUGCACUGAGUAAACAUAUUUGAUUUACAGAAGGAUAUAAUGUUGAGACUCCCGAACGGUGUAAAGUUGAUACUUAAUCAUUCAGGAUGGAGUUAAGAGCCACUUAUUCAUUGACAUGGGAAGUUGCUGCUAAUGUAUUCCUACAUUACUGCCAAAUAUCCAGUAUCCCUUAGCUCGUUUUUUGUUUUGGUCUGUCUUUGUGUAUCUCACCCUCUUAACCCUGCACCCUAAUGUAGGGACCAAAUCUUUGCCAUAAAUGUUACCCAUAAAGGAGAAAGGCUUCUUUAAAAAGUAUUUUUAUUAUGCUGUAUAUAUGUACAUGGUGACAUUGAAAAUAUUAUUUAAGAAUGUUUUGGUGGAAAGCCUUUUUUUUUUCUUUUUUUUUGUAUGUAUUUGGAUAGCCUAUUUUACACUGUGAAUAGUCAUGUAAAUAAAUGACAUUUUCUGUCAUUAAUUUCUCAGUGGCACAAUGUCAUUAAAAAGGAUUGUAAAUCUUA